AGAGUAGUUGGGUAAUUUGGAAGCGAUUGGCAGUAUAUAAAGCUAGAUACCUCGCAGUAUCCGAUUUAGGGCGUAAAAGAAGAAACAAAGCCGUAGAAGAGGGCUCUUUCUCAACUUAGUUCACUGCCUUAAAAGCUUAUCCCUUUCCAAACUCCAACGAUGGAUCGGUACCAGAGAGUGGAGAAGCCGAAAACUGAGACGCCAAUUGAUGAAAAUGAGAUUAGGAUUACGAGUCAGGGGAGGAUGCGGAACUAUAUCACUUAUGCCAUGACUCUGCUCCAGGAAAAAGGAUCCGAUGAAAUUGUUUUCAAGGCUAUGGGAAGAGCCAUCAACAAGACAGUGACCAUAGUGGAGCUAAUUAAGAGAAGAAUUGUUGGUCUUCACCAGAAUACGUCAAUUGGAUCCACAGACAUCACCGAUACAUGGGAGCCCCUAGAAGAAGGCCUCUUGCCUUUGGAGACCACGAGACAUGUGUCGAUGAUUGUAAUAACCCUCUCAAAGAAGGAAUUGAACAAGACUUUAAUUGGGUACCAGCCUCCAUUACCUGCUGACCAGGUGAAGGCAUCAACUGAACUUGAUUAUGAUGGAGAGCGCUCACCAAGAGGUCGUGGUCGGGGCCGCAACUAUAGAGGACGGUCAAAGGCCAGAGGGAAUGGUUUUGCUUCGGCUGAUUAUGAAGAUGGAGGUUGGGACAUGAGUCGGAACAACUCAAGAGGUAGAGGGUUCAGAGGUCGAGGGAGAGGAAGAAAUUUCCGUGGCCGUGGAAGGGGAGGGUAUAAUGGAACUUACGUUGAUACACAGCAAGAUGGAGAUUACAAUCAAGAAGCCCCUGUUCAAGGUCGUGGUCGAGGCCGCAGUAGGGGAACCCAGGGAAGGGGACGUGGGUUCAGAUCAAAUGUGCCGAUCCAGGUAGCUGCAUAGGAUGCUGAAUGGGUGUUUUGACGGACGCUAUGCAUGCCUUUAUUGGUUAUGCUGUUUUUUUCUCUAGUUCUCCAUAAAAGGUAGCUUUUUUGUUUAAUUAAAAAAAAGGUCCUGGACUGCCAAAUGUUAUAGGGGUCUGUUGUGUAAACUAUUUUGUAUUUAGUUUGGAGCUGCUGUUGUUGUACAAGGCAAAUCCUUUUUUUUGGUAGUAGACACUAGACAUAGGUGAGAGAGAGUAGUUAUUUGUUCAUGUUUUUUCAGUUUUAGCAGCGCAUUCUUUUAUUUUUGUUUUGGAGAGUUGAGCUGUAUUUUAUAUUUCAGAUAAAUUAUAAUAUAAUAUAGUAUUGUUAGGCGUA
Humulus lupulus (European hop) is the source of this 1277-nucleotide messenger RNA. RefSeq lists its product as uncharacterized. The record is from RefSeq and is a predicted model, not a curated record. The transcript is spliced from 9 exons. Bases 160 to 921 code for a protein of 253 amino acids. Lineage: Eukaryota; Viridiplantae; Streptophyta; Magnoliopsida; Rosales; Cannabaceae. Gene Ontology annotation, molecular function: RNA binding.